CCACAAAAAAAUUAUUACAUCUCUAUAUCUUCUCUGUCUAUGUAUCACAAUGGAUUCCAAAUAUGCAGCACCAAUGGUACUCAUCGAAUGCAUUUUGAUCUUCUUCUUGUUUGGUCCUGCAAGAGCAGACUUGGCCAAAGACAGAGCGCAAUGUGCCAAUCAGUUAGUAGGCCUAGCGACGUGUCUUCCAUAUGUUAGUGGUGAAGCUAAAGCUCCAACAAUGGACUGCUGUUCUGGAUUUAAACAAGUUCUUCAGAAGAGCCCCGAAUGCAUCUGCAUCUUGAUCAAGGAUAGAAAUGAUCCCAGUCUUGGCCUUAAAAUCAAUGCUACACUAGCUUUAAACCUUCCCACUCAGUGCCACGCACCCGGCGAUAUAUCCGACUGCCCAACUCUGCUGCAUUUGGCACCAAACUCACCAGAAGCUAAGGAAUUUCAUGAUUUUGCAAACAGUGGCAAAAAAAGUAACAGCACUGCAACUCCUGAGGGGAAUCCCAGUGCCAGUAGCGAAGGAACGAGUGCAGAUCAGAGGAGUGAUGGAGGAAAAAGAAAGAAAUGGCAAGGAACAAAAAUGGCUUCUGCUUUGCUCUUACUGAUCUUCAUAUAUUAAUCAUCCUUUGGCCAGAAAAUUUUUCCUUUUUUAUGUUUAUUUUAGUUGGUAUGUUACAUGUCUCUGUGCAAUAUUUUCUCUUCCUUCUCCCCGCCUCGAGUUAGAGCUCGUUUCGCCCCGUUUAAAACCAUCUUUCUAAGUGUUUAUUUGAGACCCAAAAAAAGGGGAAUCGCAUGCCAAAAAAUGGGGCAGAACUUGCUGGUAGUUCCUUCUCAUUCGUGUUCUUGAUCUGUCUUUUUUUAGUCCAUAGGAAGCUAUAAACAGUGCUUUAUAUAUGUAUGUAUUUUGAAUUC
This is a messenger RNA of Olea europaea var. sylvestris, 900 nucleotides long. Its product is annotated as protein YLS3-like. The record is from RefSeq and is a predicted model, not a curated record. The coding region runs from base 50 to 607 and encodes 185 amino acids. The transcript has 3 exons. Lineage: Eukaryota; Viridiplantae; Streptophyta; Magnoliopsida; Lamiales; Oleaceae.